CGCGGAGCGGGCGGUGCCACCCCGGCCGGGAGCUUGCGGGCGGGCCCACCGGAGUCGCCAGACGCCGCGGGCGCAGGGCGCGGGGCCAUGGAGCCGGGCGCGGCGGCCUUCCUCGGGAUGCUCUUGGUCUGGGCGGCGCGGCCCUGGAGCCCGGCGGCGGUGGGGGAAGCUCAUCACUGUGAUGUCCCACUGGCGUCCACGUUGCCACGAGAGUCCUUCAGCAGCUCGUCGGAACUGUCCAGCAGCCACGGCCCGGGGUUUGCAAGUCUUAAUCGCAGAGAUGGGGCCGGUGGCUGGUCUCCACUUGUGUCAAAUAAACACCAGUGGCUGCAGGUCGACCUUGGAGAGAGAAUGGAGGUCACAGCUGUGGCCACGCAGGGAGGGUACGGGAGCUCCGACUGGGUGACCAGCUACGUCCUCAUGUUCAGUGACGGCGGGAGGAACUGGAAGCAGUACCGGCGAGAAGAAAGUGUCUCGGGUUUUCCAGGAAACACAAACGCGGACAGCGUGGUGCAUCACCCACUGCGGCCUCCCCUUGAAGCCAGGUUCCUGCGCUUCCUCCCCUUAGCCUGGAGCCCCAAGGGCAGGAUCGGGAUGAGGAUAGAAGUGUACGGAUGCACUUACCGAUCCGAGAUGGUUAACUUUGAUGGGAAAAGCUCCUUGCUAUACACGUUUAAUCAGAAAUCUGUGAGUCCAGCAAAAGAUGUUAUUUCUUUGAAAUUUAAAACCAGGCAGACUGACGGGAUUCUACUCCACAGAGAAGGACAAAACGGCAAACAUGUCACCCUGCAGUUAGUUAGAGGAAAGCUCAUCUUAUCACUUAAUUCAGGCCGUGCUAACCUGCACUCCCCUGACGCCCGUGUGACCCUCACCCUGGGCAGCCUGCUGGAUGACGAGCACUGGCAUUCUGUCCUCAUCGAGCUUGGGAACACGCAUGUCCACUUCACCAUGGACAAGCACAGUCAGCAUUUCCAGGCCGAGGGCGCGUGCGACUACUUGGAUCUUGAUUAUAAGAUCAGCUUUGGGGGGAUUCCUGGACAUGGAAAAUCAGCGGCAUUCCCACAUAAAGACUUUCACGGCUGCUUCGAAAAUCUCUACUAUAAUGGAGUGGAUAUCAUUGAUUUGUCCAAGAAACACACACAACAGAUCCUCAUCACGGGAAAUGUGUCCUUCUCGUGCUCACACCCACAAAUUGUGCCCGUGACUUUUUUGAGCUCCAGGAGUUACUUGGCUCUGCCGGGCACCGUCGGAGAGGACAAGGUGUCGGUCGCUUUCCAAUUCCGAACGUGGAACAGGGCAGGGCUGCUGCUGACCACUCAAUUCCAACACGGGCCAGAGGCUCUCGUCCUCCUUCUUAAUGAUGGAAAACUCAGACUGAGUCUCUCCCAGCCCGGACAUCCAGCGAGGGACGUCACAGCAGGUGCUGGAUUAAGUGAUGGGCAGUGGCAUUCAGUGUCCCUUUCGUUGAAAGGAAAUCACCUGAAUGUGAUGGUGGAUGGUGAGGUAGCCUCUGUGGCUCACUCCCUGCGUGGACAGAUUGAUUCAGGGGACACCUAUUAUUUGGGUGGCUGUCCUGACAGCAGCUCUGGCCCUGGAUGCGGAGGUCCCCUGGCUGGGUUUCAGGGCUGCCUGAGGCUCAUCUCCAUUGGCGACCAGGCGGUGGACCCCAUCACGGUACAGCAGGGGUCACUGGGGACUUUCCGUGACCUCCAGAUAGACACCUGCGGCCUCACCGACAGGUGUUUGCCCAGCUACUGUGAACAUGGGGGCGAAUGCUCCCAGUCCUGGGACACCUUUAGCUGUGACUGCACGCACACUGGAUACACGGGCGCGACCUGCCAUUCCUCUCUGUUCGAGCAGUCCUGUGACGCCCACAGGCACAGAGGGGACUCCUCAGGGUUCUACUAUAUCGAUUCAGACGGAAGUGGCCCGCUGGGACCUGCUCUUGUGUACUGCAACAUGACAGAGGACACCACCUGGACCUCAGUACAGCACAAUGGCUCCCAGUUGACCAAAGUCAAAAGCUCAAAUGGAGAAAGCCCCCAGCCCGUGUUUUUCAAGUACACGGCCAGCCUGGACCAGCUCCACGCCAUCGUGGACGGUGCUGACGACUGCCGACAGGAGCUGGUCCUUCGCUGCAAGAAGUCGUGGCUUUCAGCCAGCCGCGAUGGAACCCCAGUGAGCUGGUGGGUUGGAAGAACCAAUGAGACACACACUUACUGGGGAGGUUCUCUGCCUGGUGCUCAAAAAUGUGCUUGUGGAUCCCAGGGGAACUGCCUUGAUUCUCAGUAUCACUGCAACUGUGAUGCCGUCCGGAAUGAAUGGACCAGCGACACAGUAGUCCUUUCCCAUAAGGAGCACCUGCCAGUCACUCAGGUUGCGAUGAGAGACACAGGCCGACCACAUUCAGAAGCGGCUUAUGCGCUGGGGCCUCUGCUCUGCUCAGGGGACAAUUCAUUUUGGAAUUCCGCUUCCUUCAACACCGACACCUCGUACCUUCACUUCCCUACUUUCCGUGGAGAGCUCAGUGCUGACGUGUCUUUCUUUUUUAAGACGACAGCGCCUUCUGGGGUGUUUGUAGAGAACCUGGGGAUCACAGACUUCAUCAGGCUAGAGCUGCAUGCUCCUGCAGAAGUGACCUUUUCCUUCGAUGUGGGGAACGGGCGAUGUGAGGUCACAGUGCGGUCUCCCACUCCCUUUAACGACAACCGGUGGCACCACGUGAGGGCUGAGAGGAACGUGAAGGAGGCGACCCUUCAAGUGGACCAGCUCCCCAGCAAGACGCAAGCCGCGCCUGCAGAUGGCCAUGCCCGCCUGCAGCUCAACAGCCAGCUCUUUGUGGGCGGGACGGCCACCAGACAGAGAGGCUUCCUGGGGUGCAUUCGGUCGCUGCGGUUGAACGGGCUGGCCCUGGACCUGGAAGAAAGAGCCACGAUGACGCCAGGCGUGGACCCAGGCUGCCCGGGACACUGCGGCAGCUAUGGACACCUGUGCCGCAAUGGAGGGAGAUGUAGGGAGAGACCCAGGGGCAUCACCUGCGACUGUGCCGUCUCUGCGUAUGACGGGCCAUUCUGCGAGAGCGAGAUUUCUGCGUAUUUUGGAACUGGCUCGUCCGUUAUCUACGACUUUCAGGAACAUUCUAACUACACCACCAGCAAGAACUCAAGCUCCUUUGCAGCAUUACUUCAUGAGGGUCUGACGCUGGCUGGAGAAGUGGCCACACUGAGCUUCCGGACCACAGGGAGGCCCAGCUUACUCCUCUAUGUGAGCUCCUUCUACGAGGAGUACCUGUCCGUGAUCCUCGCCCCCAAUGGAAGUUUGCAGAUCAGGUAUAAGCUGGACAGGCACCAAGAACCUGAUGUUUUUAACUUUGGUUUUAAAAACUUCGCUGAUGGGCAGCUUCACCAGGUGACGAUUCACAGAGAAGCGGCGGUGGUCGCUGUAGAGGUUAACCAGAAUUCAAGGAGACAAGUCGUCCUGUCGUCAGGGACAGAAUUCAAUGCUGUCAAAUCCCUUAUGUUGGGGACAAUUUUAGAGCCUCCCGGCGCGGACCCGGACACGCUGCGGGCCAGCGCGCGCGGCUUCACUGGCUGCCUGUCGGCCGUGCGCUUCGGCCCCGCCGCUCCGCUCAAGGCUGCGCUGCACCCCGGUGGCCCCGUCGCGGUCACCGUGCACGGACACGUGGCCGCCGCGUCCCGCUGCGCUGAGGCCGUGGGGCCCGGAGCCCCGGCUUGGGAGGCCACCCGCCCGCUCGCAGGUGGCGCAGGUGGCUCUGGACCGACAGAUGGGGGAGAGCCCUUAGUUAGCGCUGACAGAAGUGGCCCUGCUGUCAUCGGAGGUGUGAUUGUGGUGGUGGUAUUUGUCUUGCUGUGUCUCACCGCCGUAGCCGCACGCAUUUAUCAACAGAGGUGGUUGUACCAAAAAAAUCAGUCAAAUGUUCCCCCGGCUGGAGACAGCACUGAGACGGCUCUGAAGAGUGAGGUCAACGUGCAAAGCUCAGUCACUGAGAGCCAGAGAGAGUACUUCUUCUGAAGGGCAGCGGCGGCUCACUUUGGGCUUUGGUGACUGGACUUUCUCGCUAAGUGGCGGCUCCCAGCGGAGGAAGCCCUCCCCCCCAUCCCCCAGACAGGUGGCCGUGCUGCAGCACCAUCAGCUUGCUUGCAUGCGGUCCUGGGAGGCUCUGCUCGGUGCUGCUUCAUGACCUGUGUGUGUAGAAGGACUCGGCUGUGCCCAUUAACCCCUGUGUGGCGAUGUCUGACUCUCUGGCCCGAUUGUUGAAAAUUCACACGUGGUUUGCAUAAUGACUUUGGGUUUGAAGUGAGAACAAGGAUGUGAGCUGUGGUCCUACUCUCUUAAAAAUGAGACCCGGAAGUUCAUAAAAGUCAAAAUUGGACCCUAGUGUUGUGUGUUGCGUGCAAAUGUGUGUUUUGCCUCCUUUAUCGAUCACCUGCGGAUGCUUCUAAGCCGGGAAGUGCUUCUCCAAUGGUCUUGGAGCGUGUUUCUAUCUUCGUGUGAACCAGAGCCCAUGGGCCAAAAGUGCACUAGCGACCUAGAAAAAAACUUUUUUUUUUGGCCGAUUGUUUUUAUGAUCUGUCUCUUUUUAGUCAGUUUGCAUACAUUUUUAGUGAUGAAAUGAAAAAUGAACAUCAGCUAUGAAAUUGUAGUAUUCGGUUCAUUUACAGAACAGAAAAAUUCAUAGGCAGCAAAGCGCGUAAAGUGUUCUAGUCUGUGCUACUUUGCCUUUUUUUCUUUGUAAUUCGUCAUUUUAAUCUUUGUAAAUUAUGAUGAAGAUCAGCUGACGAUCUCCCCAACAUGUAUAUUUUCUAACUGAAGUAGUGCCCAGGUAUAAACUCUGUCUUAACACUGCGAAUGUAUCCUUCCUCCCUUUCAUCCGAACGAACUUAAUCCUAAAUUUGUUUCUUUCAAAUGUGGGGUGCUGUGGUCACGAUGCUUUGCAGUCUUGUGGUUCUCUUGUUCUGAAGGUUGUCACAACAACUGGAUGUCUUGCGACUGUCUUUUCAUUACUUGGGGAAAGCCCUAUUUUGAACAAAAGCUCUCCAUUUCUUUUUUC
Molecule: messenger RNA, 5071 nt
Organism: Lutra lutra (Eurasian river otter)
Lineage: Eukaryota; Metazoa; Chordata; Mammalia; Carnivora; Mustelidae
Product: contactin-associated protein-like 3
Exons: 24
Coding region: 88-4032 (1314 amino acids)
Source: RefSeq, a predicted model, not a curated record